Messenger RNA from Drosophila serrata, 314 nucleotides. RefSeq lists its product as uncharacterized. The record is from RefSeq and is a predicted model, not a curated record. Lineage: Eukaryota; Metazoa; Arthropoda; Insecta; Diptera; Drosophilidae.
CCAAAAUGAAGCACCAACAAGUUUUGGUGGACUAUUGGACCAUGAUUAAGACAUCUGGGCUGUGUUUGCUGCUGGCCCUUUGCGGAUUUAUACUGCUUAAAAUGGUUCAGACUAUAUUCUGGCUACCCGGACACCUAAAGAAAAAUCAACAACGUCUAGAGGAGCUGGCCAAGCAGUAUGCCAAGGAUAUACCCGAUGACGAACGGGCCGAGAUUGAGAAACUUUUCAAUAGCAAGGAACCUCUGACAGAUGAACGCCUGAACCAGCUGCUGGACAGCUCAGAGAAGAAGUCGGAGCCCAAAAAGGAGCUGUAG